Messenger RNA from Octodon degus (degu), 5761 nucleotides. It is a transcript of the gene Flt4, whose product is annotated as fms related tyrosine kinase 4. The record is from RefSeq and is a predicted model, not a curated record. The transcript is spliced from 32 exons. Gene Ontology annotation, cellular component: signaling receptor complex. Gene Ontology annotation, molecular function: ATP binding; transmembrane receptor protein tyrosine kinase activity. Bases 80 to 4306 code for a protein of 1408 amino acids. NCBI's taxonomy places the organism in Eukaryota, Metazoa, Chordata, Mammalia, Rodentia, Octodontidae. Gene Ontology annotation, biological process: cell surface receptor protein tyrosine kinase signaling pathway; multicellular organism development; protein phosphorylation.
AUGCAGCGGGGCGCCGCGCUGUGCCUGCGCCUCGGGCUCCACCUCAGCCUCCACCUCAGCCUCCUGUACGGGAAGGGGCAUGUGGACUAGACCUUCUCAAGAGAUAUAUCUACAGGAAAGAAUAAAAGCUGGGAUGUCCCAGGUCAAAGGACAGCCUGGAAGACAGACCACCGUCCCUGAUUGCCCGCACACUUGCCCAGCUGUCUCCCUAGCAUGGCCUUAUUCACUUGGACUGCCUAGGGAAAUAUUUCUUUCCCUCAAAGCCCAGCUCAGAGGCCUGGUGAGUGGCUACUCCAUGACCCCCCCGACCCUGAACAUCACAGAGGAGGUGCAUAUCAUCAACACCAGUGACAGCCUGGCCAUCUCCUGCAGGGGACAGCACCCCCUUGAGUGGGCCUGGCCAGGGGCUUCAGAGACACUGACCACAGGGGAGAAGGACAGCAAGGACUCAGAGGUUGUACAAGACUGUGAGGGCACAGACACCAGGCCCUACUGCAAGGUGCUGCUGCUGAGCAAGACCCACGCCAACAACACAGGCAGCUACCGCUGCUACUACAAGUACAUCAGCGCCCGCAUUGAGGGCACCACAGCUGCCAGCACCUACGUGUUUGUGAGAGACUUCAAGCAGCCAUUCAUCAACAAAGCUGACACUCUCCUGGUCAAUAGGAAAGACUCCAUGUGGGUGCCCUGCCAGGUGUCCAUCCCUGGCCUCAACAUAACACUACAUUCGCAAAGCUCAGUGCUGCGGCCUGAUGGGCACGAGGUGGUGUGGGAUGACCGCCGGGGCAUGCGGGUGCCCACAGCACUCCUGCGUGAUGCCCUGUACCUGCAGUGUGAGGCUAGCUGGGGCGGCCAGGACUUUUACUCCAGCCCCUUCCUCGUGCACAUUACAGGCAAUGAGCUCUAUGACAUCCAGCUGUUCCCUAAGAAGUCCCUGGAGCUGCUAGUUGGAGAGAAGCUGGUUCUGAACUGUACUGUGUGGGCCGAGUUCAACUCAGGUGUCACCUUCACCUGGGACUAUCCAGGGAAGCAGGCAGAUCGGGGUAAGUGGGUACCCGAGCGGCGCUCCCAGCAGACUCACACAGAGCUCUCCAGCAUCCUGACCAUCUACAACGUCAGCCAGCACGACCUGGGCCGGUAUGUGUGUGAGGCCAACAACGGCAUCCAGAAAUUCCGGGAGAGCACCGAGGUCAUUGUGCACGAAAAGCCCUUCAUCAGUGUCGACUGGCUCAAAGGACCGGUCCUGGAGGCCACAGCUGGAGACGAGCUGGUGAAGCUGCCUGUGAAGCUGGCAGCUUACCCGCCACCGGAAUUCCAAUGGUACAAGGACAGAAAAGCAGUGACUGGACGCCACAGCCCACAUGCCCUGGUGCUCAAAGAGGUGACUGAGGCCAGUGCGGGCAUCUACACCCUUGCCUUGUGGAAUUCUGCAGCUGGCCUGAGAUGCAACAUCAGCCUGGAGCUGGUGGUGAACGUGCCCCCCCACGUCCACGAGAAGGAAACCUCCUCCCCUAGCACUUACCCCCGCCACAGCCGCCAGGCCCUCACCUGCACGGCCUACGGGGUGCCCCCGCCGCUCCACAUCCAGUGGCUUUGGCGACCCUGGACACCUUGCAAGACAUUUGCUCAGCGCAGCCUCCGCCGACGGCAGCAGCGAGAUGGCAUGCCACAGUGCUGGGACUGGAGAGAGGUGACCAUGAAGGAUGCUGUGAAUCCCAUCGAGAGCCUGGAUACUUGGACUGAGUUUGUGGAGGGAAAGAACAAGACGGUGAGCAAGCUGGUGAUCCAGGAUGCCAACAUAUCUGCCAUGUACAAGUGUGUGGUCUUCAACAAGGUGGGCCAGGACGAGCGGCUAAUCUACUUCUAUGUGACCACCAUCCCUGACGGCUUCAGUAUUGAGGUGGAGCCCUCCGAGGACCCCCUAGAGGGCCAGUCAGUGCGCCUCAGCUGCCAAGCUGACAACUAUACAUAUGAGCAUCUGCGCUGGUACCGCCUCAACCUGUCCACACUGCAUGAUGCUCACGGGAACCCACUACUGCUCGACUGCAAGAAUGUUCACCUAUUCGCCACACCGCUAGACGCCAGCCUGGAGGAGGCUGCACCUGGAGCGCGCCACACCACACUGAGCCUCAGCAUCCCACGUGUGGCCCUGGAGCAUGAGGGUGACUACGUGUGUGAGGUGCAGGACCGGCGCAGCCAGGACAAGCAGUGCCACAAGAAGUAUCUGUCAGUGCAGGGCCUGGAAGCCCCCCGGCUCAUGCAGAACCUAACCGACCUCCUGGUGAAUGUGAGUGACUCCCUGGAGAUGCGGUGCCCCGUGGCGGGAGCACACGUGCCCAGCAUCGUGUGGUACAAAGAUGAAAAGCUGCUGGAGAAAGAGUCUGGAAUCGACUUAGCAGACUCGAACCAGAAGCUGAGCAUCCAGCGUGUGCGGGAGGAGGAUGCUGGCCGCUAUCUGUGCAGUGUGUGCAACGCCAAAGGCUGUGUCAACUCGUCCGCCAGCGUGGCAGUGGAAGGCUCCGAGGAUAAAGGCAGCAUGGAGAUCGUGAUCCUUGUUGGCACCGGUGUCAUCGCUGUCUUCUUCUGGGUCCUCCUCCUCCUCAUCUUCUGUAAUAUGAGGAGGCCAACCCACGCGGACAUCAAAACGGGCUACCUGUCCAUCAUCAUGGACCCCGGGGAGGUACCCUUGGAGGAGCAGUGCGAGUACCUGUCCUAUGACGCCAGCCAGUGGGAGUUCCCGCGGGAGCGACUGCACCUGGGGAGAGUCCUCGGCCACGGGGCCUUCGGGAAGGUGGUGGAAGCCUCCGCCUUUGGUAUCAGCAAAGGCAGCAGCUGUGACACCGUGGCUGUGAAAAUGCUAAAAGAGGGCGCCACGGCCAGUGAGCACCGCGCGCUGAUGUCGGAGCUCAAGAUCCUGAUCCACAUCGGCCACCACCUCAAUGUGGUCAACCUGCUGGGGGCGUGCACCAAGGCCAACGGCCCCCUCAUGGUGAUCGUGGAGUACUGCAAGUACGGCAACCUCUCCAACUUUCUGCGUGUGAAGCGCGAGGCCUUCAGCCCCUACGCGGAGAAGUCGCCCGCGCAGCGGAGGCGCCUCCGCGCCAUGGUGGAAGGGGCUGAGGCUGACCGGAGAAGGCCUGCAAGCGGUGACCGGGCUCUGCUCACCCGGCUCCUGAUGGGCAAGGGAGGGGCGGGCCGGACUCCUCCAGCCCGAGAAGCCGAGGACCUGUGGCUGAGCCCUCUGACCAUGGAAGACCUUGUCUGCUACAGCUUCCAGGUGGCCCGGGGGAUGGAGUUCCUGGCUUCCCGCAAGUGCAUCCAUAGAGACCUGGCUGCUCGAAACAUCUUGCUGUCUGAAAGUGAUGUAGUGAAGAUUUGUGACUUUGGCCUUGCCCGAGACAUCUACAAAGACCCUGACUACGUCCGCAAGGGCAGUGCCCGGCUGCCCCUGAAGUGGAUGGCCCCCGAGAGCAUCUUUGACAAGGUGUACACCACACAGAGUGAUGUCUGGUCCUUCGGCGUGCUGCUCUGGGAGAUCUUCUCCCUGGGGGCCUCCCCAUACCCAGGGGUGCAGAUCAAUGAGGAGUUCUGCCAGCGGCUGAAAGAUGGCACCAGGAUGAGAGCCCCUGAACUGGCCACUCCUGCCAUACGCCGCAUCAUGCUGAACUGUUGGUCUGGAGACCCCAAGGCAAGGCCUGCCUUCUCAGAGCUGGUGGAGAUCCUGGGUGACCUGCUUCAGGGAGGGGGCUGGCAGGAAGAAGACGAGGGCUGCAUGGCCCCGUGUGACUCUCAGAGCUCGGAGGAUGGCAGCUUCUUGCAGGCGUCCACCACAGCCCUGCACGUCACUGAGCCAGACAGUGGGGGCAGCCCGCCAAGCACACAUCACCACAGCCUGGCUGCCAGAUACUACAACUGUGUGUCCUUUCCUGGAUCUCUGGCCAGGGAGACUCAGACCCAGGGUCCCUCUAGGAUGAAGACAUUUGAAGAAUUCCCUAUGACCCCGACUAUCUGCAAAGCCCCUGUGGAUAACCAGACGGACAGUGGAAUGGUGCUGCCCUCUGAGGAGCUCGUACAGAUAGAGAGCAGACCCAGACGAGAAGGCAGCCUCAGCUGUAAAGGACCUGGCCAGGAGGCUGACGGGACCCCGGCGCACUCUGACCCGCAGGGGAGGCGGCGGCGGCCGGACCAGGGAGCCCAAGGAGGCCAGGUGUUCUUCAACAGCGAGUACGGGGCGCUCCGCAGGCCGCUGGAGGAGGGCGCCUGGGGCCCGCCCGCCGGCUCGUCCUUCCCAGACCGCAGCUACUAAGGGCCAGGCGCCCGCGCGCCCGCUGAGCCUGGCUCUGACGCCCAGGGCAGGUGCCACCUCCCGAGGCCCAGGCUGGGCGUUCAUCUCUUUCUUCCCUCAAUUCCAGGCAGGAAGGCCCCGAAAUUUAGUCCUUGAUGUCCUGAGCCCCCAGAUGCUGCUGAUCCCAGCCACCCUGUCCACAGGUGCUGGCCCUGGGCCAGCCUCUCCCAGGACACUGGCUUGCUGUCACUCCUUUCCCAGCGUGGGUGGGCGACACAGGCCCAUGUUCUGAGGAGGAAUGCCCGACAUGACUGGGGCUCACGGGGCUGAAAGUAGAGCUCCUUUUGCGCCACAUCUCCCAGUCUGUGUGCAAAACCCUGUCUCUGGAAUCAGCCUCCCCUCCUCUGAGGAAGGCAGCUGCAGAAAGCACACUUUCCCCAACACAGCAGCAAAAAAGAAACUGGGAGUUGGUUGCACUCUGGAGCCCCACCAAUGCCUUACUGGUCUUGGGGGUGACCAAGUGCCAGACAGCAAGGCCGAAGGCCUGCUUAAGCACAGAGAACCACCCCAGACACUUACUUUCACUAGAACUGCAGGACUCUAAGCUUCUGUGAUGAGUUGUUUUCAAAACUUCAACUGGAAGGAGGCCUACUUUGUUUUUACUGAAACUAGGCAGUUCUUGGCUAGGAAGCUACAGUCCCCAUGACAUCUCUCUCAGAAGACUCCCAGCCUUGCAUGCCAGGUCCAGAAUCAAGAACCAACACACAGCCCACAGCAACCCCUUUGGCUUCUCCCCAGAGCCUGAUCUUCCACCCCAGGUGCCUCCAAGACUCGAGCAAUGUGGGUUCCACCCAGGGACGCUUUGGGGCUGGCACAGAGCCAGUGUGGCCUGGUGCUACACAGUCACUGGAAGAUGUUCUGAGGACCCUGGGAGGACCCUGCCCUGCCCUCUGCUUCCCUCUGUGCCCACCCUGGCACUUGUGUCCCCACAGGGGAGUGACCACACCCCCUGGAGGUGAGAUCCUUCUGACCAGACCCAUUCCAGCUUACACUGCCGAGCCUCCCUGCCAACAGAGCGAGCUUCAUCUGAAGCACCACAGACUACAGCCCCCACCCCUGCCUCUUGCGCUUGCAGGACAGGCGCCCAGUGGGUGGGGGCCUUCCUGCAGACCCUCCCCACAGAGCACGUGGCUUCAUGACACAGUGGUGCGUGGGUGACUGCUCCUCACUGACCCCAAACUCCUUCCUCUGCAUGGUGCAGGCCUCAGGCUCACUGGGGUAUGGUCUAGAGGAUGCAGUCUCCAAGGACCAAAGCCAACAGUGCAGGUGCAGUGCCCAGCCCCGCGAGCCUCUUGCUCAGCUUCCUCCCUUCCGUAACUACACACACAAUGUUGUACUGGGGAAGAAUGCCCACUGUGCCCUUGCACACAUGUUCUCCGAAAGAUCUAAAAUAUUUAAUAAAGAUAAUAAAUCAGA